This is a messenger RNA of Poeciliopsis prolifica (blackstripe livebearer), 1447 nucleotides long. Its product is annotated as glutathione S-transferase A-like. NCBI's taxonomy places the organism in Eukaryota, Metazoa, Chordata, Actinopteri, Cyprinodontiformes, Poeciliidae. The record is from RefSeq and is a predicted model, not a curated record. The coding region runs from base 108 to 788 and encodes 226 amino acids. The transcript has 6 exons.
CCCAUGGGCGCAUAAAUCGAAGAAGGAGGAAUUCCAGCGACUGUGUUUUGUUCCUAGACUGACUGUCGCUGAGCUCGUCGACGUCGGAGCUGCUGAAUCUGAUAAUCAUGGCCCAGGACAUGACUCUGCUGUGGGGCUCCGGCUCGCCCCCCUGCUGGAGGGUCAUGAUCGCCCUGGAGGAGAAGAAGCUGCAGGGCUACAACAGCGUGUUGCUGUCCUUCGACAAAAUGGAGCACAAGUCCCAACAAGUGCUCGACAUUAAUCCCAGGGGGCAGGUUCCAUCGUUCAAACAUGGAAAUGUUGUUGUUAAUGAAUCCUAUGCAGCCUGCUUUUACCUUGAGAGUCGGUUUAAAUCCCAGGGAACCCAGCUGAUCCCAGACGGACCCGAGGAGCAAGCGCUGAUGUACCAGCGCAUGUUUGAGGGCCUCUCGCUCUACGACAAACUGAGUGCGGUCAUCUUCUACGACUACUACGUUCCCGAAGGGGAGCGGCUCGAGUCGGCUCUGAAGAGGAACAAGGAGACCCUGGUCACUGAGCUCAAACUCUGGGAGGGUUACCUGGAGAAGCUGGGCUCCGGUUCCUACCUGGCAGGAAAGAGUUUCACAAUGACAGACGUGGUUGUUUUUCCAACUGUUGCUACUGCCUUCAGAUUUGGGCUCUCUGCUGGGCGUUACCCCAAACUGGGGGCGUACCACGCUCUGAUGAAGGAGAGGCCCAGCGUCAAGGCCAGCUGGCCUCCUCAUUGGCUGGAGAACCCCAAGGGGCAAGACACCCUGAAGGACAUCUGAACCGGACCGGGUCCAGUCGCACACAAGAAGCCUUGUAGUUCAGCUGUAAAUCAGAUCUUCUAGUAAUCAAGAAUGACUAACACAGGAUUCAGAUUUUGUUCUCUAAAAGGUCAAAAAGUUUCAAAGAUUUUUAUUUUUUUUUUGACUGAAGAUGAUUUUAGUUUCUGCUCUGGAUGCCGGUGCCGUUUGUUGGUCUCCCUCCACUAAAGCUGCAUCUCUUACAAUCCAUUUUCGCUUCUGCAUAGAAAAAAAACUUCUAACAAGCGUCUAACAACUUCCUUCUUCCCACAAGUUAGUUCUGCUUCAAGUUUUCUACCCAACAACUAGAGGCUAGCCAAAGACAUGUUGCACUAUUAAAAAACAAACAUUGGGGCCAUGAUUGUGGAAUAGGUCAAAUAAGGUCGGCGUGUUUAAAGGUGUUCAAAGUAUGUCUGUAAGAGAUAAAAAAGUCCUGUUGGAGCAGAUCCAUGUUACCUGGUUUAUCGUUUGAAAAUCAUUGUCAGAAUGAUGGUGGCUCUGAUGUCACAUGCUGCAAUGACUUUGCAUAAAUCUGUCCUUUAAAAUUGCGUCCUUUGCAUAAUUUUGCAUUUCAUGUUCAGCUCCCAGCUGUAUGUGGGUCAGUGUUUAUCUCAUUAAAAUGUGGAUGUUCGUCGCCUCCA